Messenger RNA from Rubroshorea leprosula, 1601 nucleotides. The record is from the annotation of a GenBank genome assembly. Lineage: Eukaryota; Viridiplantae; Streptophyta; Magnoliopsida; Malvales; Dipterocarpaceae.
GUCCUCGGUAUUCUCACUCCUAACAUGCGACAUUCCUUGAUCAACCACCCUACAAGAUCUUUGUUCGCCAACAGCUAGUUCCUCCAUGUCCAUGUAGAACAUUCUCGAUUGUUGCUUUUUUCAGCAUUCAGAGAAGAUCAUUGAGAACCAAGAGGAGGACGGAGAUGACAAUGGCUCCUCGUAAGAAUCCCGAUGAGGAUCAACCCUAGGAUCCAAAAUCAAUUUGUCGGAUCUGGACCUGAAAAGGACCCACUUGAAGAGUGCUCUGGAAGCAGAGGAGGUGGUGAUGGGGCCGAGAGACAUCUCAACAUCCAUCUCAGCAAAAAAAAAAAAAGCCACAUCAAACGUGGAGGAGGGACAGAUGAACGGAUGAACGAACAGUUAAAAGUUAACGAAAUGAUGAUGUCAGCCUUAAUAGAGGGGCUGAUUUGCCACUGCAUGGCUAAACGUAAGGAGGGAGAUCAAGGUCCAACCAAAAAUGGAGAUAUAUUCUCAAUAUGGAAUUUCGAUGGAAGGAUUGCAUAUGAGGACAUCAUUGAAGCAACCGAAGAUUUUGACAUCAAAUAUUGCAUUGGCACUGGUGGCUAUGGUAGCGUUUACAGAGCACAGUUGCCAAAUGGCAAAGUAGUUGCCUUGAAGAAACUUCAUCUAAUAGAGGCUGAGGAACCAGCUUUUAACAAGAGUUUUAGGAAUGAAGUUAGAGUGCUAACAGAAAUAAAACAUAGAAACAUUGUGAAGCUUUAUGGGUUUUGUUUGCACAAGCGAUGCAAGUUUUUGAUCUAUGAAUAUAUGAGCAGAGGAAGCUUGUUUUGUGUCCUUAGAACUGAUGAUGAAGUUGUGGAAUUGGAUUGGCUCAAAAGGGUGAACAUCAUCAAAAGCAUGUCACAAGCUUUGUCUUACCUUCAUCAUGAUUGCACCCCACCCAUUCUUCAUCGAGACAUAUCAAGCAACAAUAUUCUUUUGAACUCAAAACUAGAGGCUUUUGUUGCUGACUUUGGAAAUGCUAGGUUUUUGCAUCCUGAUUCAUCCAAUUGUACUAUACUUGCUGGCACUCAUGGUUAUAUUGCCCCAGAGCUUGCCUAUACGAUAGCCAUGACCGAGAAAUCUGAUGUUUAUAGCUUUGGAGUUGUGGCAUUAGAAAUAUUAAUGGGAAGACAUCCUCAAGAACUUUUGAUGCUGUUAUCAUCAUCAUCAUCAUCACCAUCAUCAUCUUGUUUGCAAAAUGUGAUGCUAAGCGACAUAUUAGAUGUGCGUCUAUCCCCUCCAAGAACUAGAAAUCUUACCCAAAAUAUUGUGGUUGCUGCUACACUUGCAUUUGCUUGUGUGCGUGCAAAACCCAAGUCCAGGCCAACAAUGAAAUUUGUGUCUCAACAAUUUGUUGCCCGCCAGAAGCCACUUUGGAAGCCUUUUCCAGCUAUUUCUCUAUCAGAACUGAUGAAUAGUGAGUUGGAGAUGAAAAAUGGAACAGAAUUUCAACCAAAAGUUUCAAGUAAUCAGGUCAAGUAUCCUGGUUCUUCAAAUGAAGUUCUUGAUGUCUAAUUCUAGGAAUCAAAAGACUACCUUGUUUUGAUAAGGAUUGUCAAUAAAAUAACUUCCUUCCU